AUGGACAGGGUAGACAGCAGAACCCAAUCGUCGUCGGCGGCGGCAGCAACGGCAGCAGCAGGGAUUAAUAUGAACCGUCAGGAGGACAACAAGAGGAAGCUGCUGCAGUUGCAGGUCGAAACCGGUGCUCAGUCGCUGCAAACCCAGUUGGCUCAUCUGUACCACCAUCACCAACAGAACAGUUCCCACAGCCCUUAUAUUGACUUUCAGAACGUGCUUUACUCUCAGUCAAAUACGCCAGCGGCAUCGUCUCUGCCAAAAGGAUCGGGGUCGGGACUAGGAGCGAGUAUAUCUUUGUCGUCAUCCUCCGCUUCGAAUAGUCCUCUGGUUAGUCAGGUCAAUCAUAUCAGCCAGGCCUAUUCCAGUCCCUUCAGUCCGGUCUCACCAAUGACUGUGCCCUUGGAUAAACCUAUCAGGCGACGGUCGGUGCUGACCAUGGGUGAGGCUCUGGAACCCAUCUUGGCAACCUCCCCGGUCCUUCACCUAGCUCAGGCCCAGCAGACGACCCAACAGCCCCAGUCAGCCCAUCAGCAGCCCCAGCAGGGCUCGCUAGCACUCCCGCAGCGAAAUAUUAAUGCCAAUUCUAAAAAGCGCCGGGACAGCAUCCCUUAUCUCCCUCUGCAUUUCGACAUGGAAAUGCAAAUCGACUCUGUCGUCCCCGGUCCCGGUGGAGCUGGAGCUGGAACUGGAACUGGAACAGGAGCAGGAAUAGGAACAAGAACCGGACUAGUAGGAGUGGCAGGUACCAGUAUUAACCAUACGAACGGUGCUGGCGGUGGUGGCCAUGGCAGCAGCACCCUCACCGAGUUCACCAAGCGCCGGAACUGGUCACAGCGUAUCAUCGAGGAACUUCAGGACCUCCUCUGCAUCCUCACCCCGAGCGGUAAAAUACGCUACACCUCUCCAAACACCAAACAUAUCACUGGUUUCACCACCGACGAACUUCUCGGUCGUAUGAUCACCGAGUUUGUUCACAUCGAUGACUCUCACAUAUUCAUCCGGGAGUUCAACGAGGCCAUCGCUUCCGCCCAACCUCUCCGCAUCUUCUUCCGAUUUCGCCGAAAAGAUGACACUUAUGCUAUCUUCGAAUCAAAUGGGCACCCUCACUUCUCUGACCAACGUCAGCUUCCUUCCAACACUACUACCCCUGUUUGCUCCGGUUUUUUCAUGAUGGCUCGUCUUUACCCAACUAAAAAUGUCGCCCUUCUUGACUCCUUUCUGGAACACAAAAUUGAGAACGAACGCCUAAAAAGACGAAUAGCCGAGCUAAAACUCGAAGAGCAAGAAGAACAAGCUGCACAGGCUCGUGCCAGAAGUGAAGCUGCCGCUGCAGUCGCAGCUGCUUUGAAUGCAGGUAAUGCCACUAAUCACCAUGCUGAUAAUGCUUCGACUUCUACAAGUUCCACACGGCUGCAGGUUUCACCGACCGCCCUGCCACGACCUCCCUCUAUCCCAUACCCAUCUCUAACAUCCGUUUUAGAAGGCUCUGCAGAUGGCAACCCUGCCACUGUUGUUGGUGCUCUCGCUUCGAAAUCAAUGCCACCUCCUGCGAUGCCCGGGCAACUUACUCGCCAAAAUUUGGAAGGUCUCAAUAACUCAGCACUACGCUCCGAUUCUCUUCGCGACAAGAUGGCAAGAUACGAAGGCGUAACCCACACAGACGCAAUUGAAAUGUUAACGGGACUACGAUAUAACGAAGGGGAACGAUCCAGAGGGAUAAGCACAGGCGAUACAUCACCCAGUCUGAUCAGAGGAGACGCUGGCGUACCCAUUUCGACAGAUAGAGAGAGCAGAGGCAGUGGAGAGAGGAAGAAAAAGAUUAAAGUCUCUAAUGAAUACGUGUGCACGGAUUGUGGGACGUUGGACAGUCCUGAAUGGAGGAAGGGGCCGACGGGGCCAAAAACGUGA
Orbilia oligospora ATCC 24927 is the source of this 1908-nucleotide messenger RNA. RefSeq lists its product as uncharacterized. The record is from RefSeq and is a predicted model, not a curated record. Lineage: Eukaryota; Fungi; Ascomycota; Orbiliomycetes; Orbiliales; Orbiliaceae. The coding region runs from base 1 to 1908 and encodes 635 amino acids. The transcript has 3 exons. Gene Ontology annotation, molecular function: sequence-specific DNA binding; protein binding. Gene Ontology annotation, biological process: regulation of DNA-templated transcription.